This is a messenger RNA of Spinacia oleracea (spinach), 1160 nucleotides long. Its product is annotated as probable receptor-like protein kinase At1g49730. NCBI's taxonomy places the organism in Eukaryota, Viridiplantae, Streptophyta, Magnoliopsida, Caryophyllales, Amaranthaceae. Gene Ontology annotation, biological process: protein phosphorylation. The record is from RefSeq and is a predicted model, not a curated record. The transcript is spliced from 7 exons. The coding region runs from base 194 to 1093 and encodes 299 amino acids. Gene Ontology annotation, molecular function: protein tyrosine kinase activity; ATP binding. Gene Ontology annotation, cellular component: plasma membrane.
GAGAAUUCUCUUUUAUCACGUUGAACCAAAAUCAUUGCAUUUCAAUGCCAAAAAAAAGAAAAAAAGAAAAAAAAGUUAAAGCUCUAAUUUCUUUAAGCCUUGUCCUAGAAAAAGUAAAAAAAAAUAAAAGCCAGAAAAUGAUAGCUACAAAUGAAUCAAGAACAACAGGACUACAUACCUGAGGUCACUACCAAUGACAAUAAUGCCGAAAACUCAAGCUUCUUUCAGUUCUAGAAGAAGAAGAAGAAGAAGAAGAAGCAGCAAUUUUUGCAAAUUCCUUGCCUUGAUUCACCACGGUCAUUCUGGUCAAGUAAAUUUACUGAAGCGCGUCUCAUACAAGGAGUUAGAUAAGGCGACAGAUGGUUUCCGAAGAAUCAUUACUUGUGACUCUCAAAGCAUAACCUAUGAAGCUAAAUUUCAAGAUGGUUCUGUUUCUGUUGUGAAAGAAGUAAAAAGUGUUGGUCAAGGAAAUGAGGUAUUCCACAAGGAAUUGCAUCUUCUAGGACGUUUGCAUCACCGACAUGUUGUAGCACUUAGAGGUUAUGCUGUUGGUCGUAGAAGUUUCCUGGUUUUCGAGUGCACUGCAAAGGGAAGUUUGAAGGACCACCUGAAUGAUCCCCUAAGGACUCCUCUAAGCUGGAAGACCAGAGUACAGCUAGCCAUCGGUGUAGCUGCUGCGCUGGAGUAUCUACAAUUCUUCUGUGAGCCACCAGUAAAUCACAUCUCUAUCAAUUCGAGCAACAUUAUCUUGGAUGAGAAGUUGAUUCCUAAGCUUUCAAAUAUUGGCUGUCUCUGCUCAGAAGAGAAGGCAGAUGUAAUACCUCAAUUUGGUGCAUUACUACUUGAGCUGAUAACUGGUGAAUCUUCACCAAAAGAGAGCGCUGAUGUACUUCAGUGGAUAUGUGAACUGCAGUCAAACUUAUCCAUGCAUAAUAUAAUUGAUCCAGACCUCGGAAAUAGUUACAGUUUCAAAGAGUUAAGGGACCUUCUAAGUGUAGCAAGGUUGUGCAUAAAAGUCGACAACACACAGGCCUUCACUAUUUCACACAUCUGUUGGUAUCUUCAAAACAAGUUUGGUAAUGCUAGUUACUAGUCUCCCAUAGAAUAACAUAAAUAUGUAAUCGUGAUUGGAGUAAUAUAAAUAUAGCUUUAAUUUCUGA